This is a messenger RNA of Effrenium voratum, 2514 nucleotides long. Lineage: Eukaryota; Dinophyceae; Suessiales; Symbiodiniaceae. The record is from the annotation of a GenBank genome assembly.
CAAGUCUGUAGUCCUCUGGCUGCGAGCUGUCUGCGGGUUCUUUUGGCUCGCUAUGCGCGGUGCCUGCGAGCAGACGUUUUGCGUGGCCGAGUCACGCACACUCCGAGAGGGCCUGGAACUGCGCCCGCCGCAUUUGGAGGGCUAUUUCUUCGUUGCGUCGGAAGUGGCAAGCGACUCCGGCGAGGAUGAUCGCUUGUCCCGCGAGCUCGAUUCCGAGUGCCACCGCCAUGGGAUCAUUCUGUGGCGCUCCUUGGUGGCGUCGGUGCUGCUCCUAGGGCUGGCCGGCUUGAUCUUCAUCAGGCCGAGCCUGCCAAAGUUCCGUGGGGAGGCGAGCAAGUUAUGGGCGCCCGCGGGCUGGCACAAAGACCCCCAGGGCAACGAUGUCAAGGACACCUGGGACCACUUCCAGAUGCCGGACUGCGACAGCGGGCCUGCCAAGGGCGCAAAGAAACAGGUACCUUGGGACUGGCACGCCAAGGACAACGUGCUCCAUCCCAAGCGGAAGCUGGCGGAGCUUCGAGGCAUAGGGAGAGCGAAGAAGAUGACCUGGGUUCACGUGGGGAGGACAAAAGCCCAGAAGGAAUGUGCCCUGCAUAAGCGCAUCGCUGCCAACAUCCAUACGGCGAUGGUCAACAAUCACAGCGCCUUCGUGCGGCGAAAAGGAGACUUCGAGGCAGUGCAUCAGUGGCAGGGCAUGCACCGAUGCAGCCAGCUGAUAGUGAACCACGACUUAGCGUCUAACUUCAGCUGGUGGGACCCUGCGGGCACAGCUUCCGCGGCGCACUGCCAGCGCGCCUGCACCUGGAACCCCCGGUGCCAGGGCUUCUCCUGGAAUCAGACGGCCUGCCUCCUGAAGACUUUCGAGAAGAAUUUCAGCACCAGCUGGCGUUUCAAGGAUGGAGUUUAUUCUGGCCAGCCCUGCGAGUGGGAGGAGAGGCCUUACCCCUGGACCCGUGACCCACUCCAGAUGUACACCUUGCCCGCGCCGAAGGCACUGCAGCCUGCGCCGAAUGCCUCCAUGUUCUGCACCAUGCUGGUGCAGCCCUUCUCCUACGAGGUCAACCUGGCCAUCAUGCAGUACCAGGGCAAGUACAGCAUCUUCGCCUGUGACAACUGGGCAGUCUACAGCAGUCAGCGGCUGCGCCUGGCCAAAGGCCUAGCGACGCGGCUCAUCAACAGCUCUCAGGUGUGCGAGGACGCGGGGCAGUUUGGCACCGCCCUCAACACUGAGGUUUUCCUGGCGUUCUGGCGCGCCAUUCUCUUGGACGGGGACUAUCUGAAGGCCAACUGGCUGGUGAAGGCCGACCCGGACACCGUGUGGUUCCCGAAGCGCCUGGUCCCCGUGCUGUGGCUGCAAGAGGACAGAGGCCUGCUCAAGGAAGGGGUCUACCUCAACAACUGUCCCAAAGGUCUCCGUGGUCCUCUGGAGGUCCUUUCCCAGAAGGCCUUCAGCACGCUGGCCACGCUUUCUACGGUGUGCUACUGGGGCAUGAAGAACUGGGGCGAUUCCCAGUGGGGCGAGGACAUGUGGCUGGACCAGUGCCUCAUGAACAACGGUCAUUUGCAUCGGGUUUUUGUCGUGAACCUGCUGGUAGAUGCCGCAUGUACCAAGUACCCAGGCUGGGAGUCCUGUCCAUCCGACUUCAUCGGAUACCAUCCUUUCAAGCAGGACGAGAAGUACGAGGCUUGCGCAGCGACGGGGCAGACCACAUCAACUACCGCCACCUCAACCAGAACAGCUACCCGCACACAUACCGCGACGACGCGGACAACGACCAGCACGACUCAAACCUUUGGCAAGAACCCCUUCGUGCAGAUGGAGCAUGCGCUGGGCGGCAUUUUCCACCGCUGAGGCUGCAAAAGGAAUGGCCCUGUCAAGGGUCUGGCUGAAACAGGCCGACUAAACGUUUCGAUUUUAUGAGUUGUGGCGCGCGCCACGCAAAUUGCACCAAAGUCAGGGAGGCAGAGGCCGUCUAACCCGUUUCGAGCGAGCCGGAGGCAUCCGUUAGUCUUCGGGAAGGUCUCGACUCGACAGAUGAGACCUGGUCAAGUAAAGGCUUGAUGUGCCGAGACCGCGAAGAUUUACUCCCAGCCUCUCGCCUCUCUGCAGAUCAAUGGCGCGGAUGUUAGAUGUUAGUUGUUAGCCAGGACACGCGACCAGAAAGGGACGGAGCGGCUAUCGCUCUCCGCACCUAUUCUUGGGGGACCUGGCAAAGACCUUCGCACCAGACUGCAUCGGGCCAAGCCCGAAGCGAGUCUGGACAAAUUGUGUGCAUUCCACCUGUUUCCGGAUAGAUUAGUUGAAAGCGAAGCCACCAAGGCAAACGAGCGGUUUGCUCACCAAAAGUGCGACUCGCUUCAGGAUGGCAGUGGGUGAUUUGGGGCCUAGUCGAUGUUUGGCCGCACUUGGCCCUUCCAAUGAAGAUAUUUCUGGGCCCACAAGCACCGCCUGGAUCGCUGUUUCGGCCCAAGAAUUCCGGGAGUUCUGCAGACCCCGGGCAAAUGACACACACA